Cuscuta europaea is the source of this 1505-nucleotide messenger RNA. Lineage: Eukaryota; Viridiplantae; Streptophyta; Magnoliopsida; Solanales; Convolvulaceae. The record is from the annotation of a GenBank genome assembly.
CGAGGAUUAAAAGUUUCUCUAGCACAAUAGGCGAUGAUUAAAAACGAAAAAAUUAAAAGUCGAUUACAAAAAAUGUAACUUACGUCAUUAAAAACCCUAAUAAGAGUAAAUUAAUCGAGGGAGACCAAAAAUAGAAAAGCUCUCUCAUCCAGGGACCCUAAAUGCAAGCAGCAGAAGAAAUAACAGUAAAAUAAAUAUUACUCCGAACAACGUCAUUAAAAACCCUAAUAAGAGUAAAUUAAUCGAGGGCAUUACUCAUUAGGGCCAGUACAGUAGUUAACAAUAUGAUUCCAAACCCACUGGACCAAGAAUCUCCGCCUUAACCCAUUCAUAUUAUAUGUGGCACCAUCUCUGCCGUUCAACACUUGCCCUGUGUACGACCCGCCUCCGCCGGUGCCGUAAAUUCCCAUGCACAGAUCCGCGAUUUCCACGGGGAAACUCGGGUCGGCACCCGCGUACCACGCGUUACCUAACGGAUUCGUCGAUAUCUCCGCUAUCUCGUGAGCUAUCACGCUAAUCAUUCCGUCAACCCCGACGUCUCCGUUAGGUGAUUUAACGGCCUUCAGACCCGGAAUGUAAUCGGGCACAGCAAACGGGUACGCGCACAUACCCGGGCACAUCUUCCCGGAAUUACCCACCCAAGCAAACGGCAGAGUGUACCCGACGAUGGACGGAAACGUGAAGUAGUGCAACCCACAGACGUUGUUGCAGAAAUCCUGAACGUACACGUCAUCAGCGGUGAGCAAAAGAUACACCCCGCUUUUCGGGUUGACCGGUAACGGUCGGGUUGACGCCGUGACGGCGGUUCUAAUAACGGACUGAAGAGUCAAACGGGUCAGCGACUUGCCGUGGGAAUAAAACCGGUCGUUUUUUUCCGACCCGAGGAUGACAUCCCGGGAAAUGUUGGCCCCGGUUUGGUCGGUGUAUUGGCGGACGGUUUUCCACCACCCGGAAACGGCGGGACGCUUAACGCCGGCGGCGGAUAUGGAGGCGAUGAAGUCCCGGAUGACCCGCUUAUGGGGUCUCUCCCACCGUCCGUACCAAAUGGGAUAAACGGUGAUGGUGGCAGAGAGGAUGGGACCCAUGUGGUAUUUCAGGCGGACAAAUUUCGACGAACCUUCGAAUUUCUUAGACCCACCAAAUAUGGAACCUGUGGAGUUCAGAUUUGGAAUCGGCAAUUGACGCCGCCCAGUAGCAGGGAGUGGGCUGGCGGAGAAAAGGAAUAUUCUGGUGAGAACGGCGAGGACAAGCGCCUGCCUCAUUUUUAUGGGGUAGAACGGAAGCUGGUGCGAAAGGUUUGGACUUUGGUGUGUGGAGUCUAGCUAUCAGAAGUGUUUUUUAUGCUCCAUGAAAGUGUGCAGGCAGUGCAGCAAGAGCAUCGGAGGUGGGGGCCACUGGCUACAAAAAAUACAGAGAAUGAAAAAGUGUGGAGCUAGGCAGCUGGCUAGAGCUUUGGAAAUUGGACCUAGGGCGGCUGAGACAGGAUGAUGGCGACCAGUAAUGGC